Paecilomyces variotii is the source of this 1062-nucleotide messenger RNA. RefSeq lists its product as hypothetical. The record is from RefSeq and is a predicted model, not a curated record. NCBI's taxonomy places the organism in Eukaryota, Fungi, Ascomycota, Eurotiomycetes, Eurotiales, Thermoascaceae. Bases 1 to 1062 code for a protein of 353 amino acids. The transcript is spliced from 3 exons.
AUGGGAUUACGUCUUUAUCUUGCCGUGCUCCAUGACCGCCAGCCAAGUCACUACUACAGUACUGUCACUUCUCCUAUCACUUCGCAAAACUGUCACCACGCUCUAUCUUUAAUCACUACUAUUACCAACCCGUUGCGAGAUUCUGAUAUCGCCGCUCCCUUCGGUGCUACUAUCAUUAUCAAGAUUGUUUUCUUGAUUUCGACUGUGCCGCUCAUCCAGACUCCACUGCUCAUCACGAUUGUGUUGUUGAUCUCGACUGCGCUCGUCAACACGGUGAAUGCAGGAGAUGUGGCCAGCCUAUUCAACGUCUCUGUCAACGAUGUCCAGGAACUGAGAGAGUAUAUUGGCAUAUUCAUCGACGGCAGCGAGCUUUGCAGAACCCAUUUAUCCCGUCGCGAUGGAGUCAGGCUCGAACAUUUCAUAGAAGAGAAGCUUGCUGAGAACACAACUCUCCCAGAUGCAUUUCGUAUCAAGCGUGAUCAUCAAAAUUUUCCCAGGCUUGUAGCUCUCGUCAAGCAGAAGAUCACGGAAAAAUGCCGCCAACGCGCCAAACGCAACAGUCGCGCUCACUCGGAUACCUGUAUCAGUGCCCUGGCAACAAUUGGCCUUCGGUUCUCUGACGAUAAACAGAGUAAAGACUAUGGUCUUUGCGCUUUCCGCGAUCUCAUGAAGGACGACAUUACACCAACGGGGGAUACAAUCAGGGUUGAAGAUUUUGACUACCAGAAGUUUCUGCAGAGAGUCAACUCCACAGCAGUAGCGACAAGGACAGGCGAUGGCGAAUCUAAGAUCGUGUAUAAGGAUCGCAACGGCUCCGCUGCAAUCAUUGAUGAGAUCUCAUGGGCGGCUGCCAUCAUGCAACUUCUUCAGGACGCGACUUCUGCUAAACAUCGAUUCGUCUUCCAUCUGGAACGGAAAGACCCUCUAGUGCAAGAUAUCUCUGCAGCCCCACAACCGGAUGGCGCAGACCGCCGCAAUACCCGACGACUUUCCUCUGCUUCUAUAAAAUCAGAGCCUGAUACAGCAUCUCCGCAAAAGAGGCGGCGUCUGGAUUCCGACUAG